Messenger RNA from Lycium barbarum (goji berry), 6255 nucleotides. Its product is annotated as protein DGS1, mitochondrial-like. Bases 2078 to 2587 code for a protein of 169 amino acids. Gene Ontology annotation, cellular component: mitochondrial outer membrane. Lineage: Eukaryota; Viridiplantae; Streptophyta; Magnoliopsida; Solanales; Solanaceae. The transcript has 5 exons. The record is from RefSeq and is a predicted model, not a curated record.
UGUUGAUGUAUUUUGGUCCAAGGUGGAGAUUAUUAGAAUAUGUCCCAAAAGGGUUUAUCGAAAUUGUCCCAUUCCAACUGGGAUUCGACUGGCUUCUCCCAUUCCAACUAAGAUAUUGAACGUCUUCAACCCCUAUUUAAAGGAGAUUUUCGGCCAGAACAUCAAGAAAAAGAGAACAACUAUUAUAUUCCACACUUACGUUAGAGAGAGUUUUCAAUGAGAGAUUGUAAUCUUUCAUUUCCUUUGAUCUCGUUGUGCUUCGACACCCUGUGGAGAUCGUUUUGUACUCAUCACCUUAUAGUUGAUUUCUCUGCGCUCCCGUCUUGGGUUUUCACGUAAAUCUUGUGUUCAUUACGUUUAUUGCUUUCUUGCAUUAUUGUUCUUGUGUUGGUGCUUCAUAAUCGGUUCCACUGCAUCACUCGUUUAAUUCUUAACAAGAUUUCAGAUUCUAAUGGGAUUUGUUUAUAUUAUCAUUCUCCAAGUUUGCAAGCCUUUGUUGAAAUUGUUUGUAUCUUCUGUGUUUUGGUUGCAAAAUUGAUGUUUUAAAUAGAAUAGAUGUCCCCAUUGACUUCAUUUGUUCAAUACAUAGCUAAAGCUGAGCUUCGUAAAUAUGCCACCUUUUGUAAAGAAAGCACUAGCUCGGUGCCAUUUUAUGAAUCAAAGGCACAUUACCUUUCUCAUAAGAUCAUUUCCAAAUUGUUUAUUGCUACAAGAAAUUAAGCCAUGACAACUGAUGAGUAAAAGAUUGAUAACACAUAGCUAUUUUACUCUAACAUUCAGCAAAGAUGAAAGAUUAAAUUCUUGUGCACUGUCUUCUCUCUAUCAGAGACGAUCUUUUCCAUACAUUCAGGAAGAGGCAAAAGGGUGCAAUGGAACCUGAAGAGGUGCAGUUAACUGCUGAUUCUCAACACACGUUAGUUUAAGUCAUCACAGCUCCCUUGAGUUAUCUCCAGGUCAAUCUAAGAAUGGUUAGCGGACCUAUAAGCAGGCUCUUUUCAUUAUCCACUUGUUUAAUAGUUGCAGAUUUGUCUUAUUCCGAAAAAAGUAAAUGAUAAAGGACAGGAUUUUAACAUACAUUCAUUAUGCAUUGUCCUCUUGCUAUUUAUUCUGACUUAUAAAUCAUUUUGCUUCAUCCCAUUUUGCAGUCUUGACAGUAUGACACCAAAAGUAGUCUAGAAAGGAAAAACAGGAAUAUCUGAUGAAUGCUCGAAGUUGAACAAGCCCAAAUGUAUAUGUUAUGGGCCAAAUAAACAACCUAUUUAUUAAUGCUCCAAGUGGACAUAUAUACAGGGCAGUAGAAGUUUUAAUUCUUUUAAAGCAAGGAGGAUUUAAAAAUUUGUAAUAACAAUAAAGUGAAAAACCAGAAGUAUGACUUUUAUCAUUCACCAUUACAAGAACUUGCAUUAUGGAGAAAUAGGGGGUGGGAUGGGGCACAGGAAAAAGGAAAUGUAGAAAAUGCACACUUUUGUCAUAACUGAAGAUCUUAGAUUUCUGUAAUUUCAAGCGGAUACACAUCUGAAUAAACUAUUGUCCUGAUGUUAUGGAGAUAACAAAAGAAUGCCAAUGUAGCUGAUUGUUGAGUUGUUUUUACUUUUUGAAUGCUGUUGAGACAUUCCCAGCAGAAGUACUGUAUCUGCAAGAACUUGGUGCUGAAGCUAGGAGGUUAAGCGUUGUCAAGUGUAUAAGUGUCAUGUUAAAGGACUACUGAGAAGCCAUUUUCUUUUGUAAUCAUGAUUUUUAACCUGAUAGUGUUGGUAACUUGUCUGUACUGCACAUUAUUAUGGCUGUAUUAGCGAUUACUUCUAAGAUCUUUUCCUUAGAAUCAUUAGUGUAGUAUUUAUCAUAAAGAGACCAGCCUGCUGCAUGGUUUCAGUAUGUGAGUCUUUAGGAUUGCCUCUUGCCUUUUACUCUUUUAACAGGCUAUGAGGAACAGUUUCAUUGCCAGCUUCUUGUUUGAAGUGCAAAUAAUGUAAUUUUUCCAGUCCAUUGAUUGUUUUGGCAUAAGGAUAAUGAUACUGUUGGUGCAGAAUGCUGCAAGCUUUUACUGAGCAGUCAAAGUUGGAGAAGCCACCGCAAAAUGCAAACAAUAACAUACCCAGUGUAUUCCCACAAUGUGGGGUCUGGGGAGGGUAAAGUGUACGCAGACCUUGCCCCCACCUUCAGAGGUAGGGAGGCUGUUUCCGAAAGACCCUCAGCUCAAGAGAAAACAAGACAAAAGGGUCAGAUAAGGACAAACAUAUCAGAAAGGUAUGAAAGGGAACUGAUGCAUCCAAUUCAAAAUCUCGUAUCCGGGGAGCUUGCUCGUGCUCUUCUUAUCCAGGUCCAGAAGCUGAAGCUUAAUAUUGAGAAGGCUAUGCUGGAGCUAGAUAAAAUUCUUAGAGCAAAUGGAAUCAACUUUGCUAUUUUAGCUGCUUUGCCGGCUUUCUUCCUCUCCCUUAUUGUGAUCAUGGUGAUGCGUGGUUGGAUUAAACAGGUAAUAUGGCUGUUCAUUUUUCGUCACGAUGCAGUUAAAAUUUUCCGCAAGUAUAGAAUAAAUGCUUCUAAUUAUUUGAGGGGAAGGACAAAAAUCCUUCUUAAUUUAGAUUGAUUCUAAGGUAAGAUUUUUUGCUUUAUGUCAGCUCGGUCGUUCCUUGUGCAGGAAGAAGGAUACACACCAAAAUAUAGGCUACACUCACUUCACUUCUAAUUGUUGGUUGAUAGUUUAACUGCUAUUUGCAAUUAAGAACUAAAUCGUUUGAUAGCCUUUUGUAUGAGAUUUAAUAUGCUUCAUGAAAUCAGAAGAUCGCUUGGAAUAAUCUCUGAAGCAACUUUCAGCUUUAGCAAUGUUACUGAACAAGGUAUUGCAGUAAUUUCGAUGUAUUCUAUUCCACAAUGUGAUAGGUACAUAUACAUCUACAGCUAUGCUAAUUAGGGAAAUAAUCAAAAGAGAUAUUCUAUCAAUCCCUAAAGAUCUGCUAUGCUAUCCCUAAAUAUAUGUUAUGCUAUGUACAUUACACAUAAGAGUGGCUAAAUGCCUUCUCUAACAUCCCCCCUCAAGCUGGAGCAUAGAUAUUGAUCAUGCCCAGUCAGUGGCGAAUUUAGGAUUUUCAAUCAGGGUGUUCGGAAAAAUAAAUGAAUCUAUUUUUGCAUUUGUUUAGGGUGUUCAAAAGUCAAUAUAUGUACAUGAACACAGAAAAUUGACCGUAAAUAUACACUAUAAUUUUUUGCCGAGGGUGUUCGGGUGAACACCCUGGGCUUUGACUCCAUCCGCCUCUGUGCCCAGCUUGUUACAAAGAUAAUCAACUCGAAUUCCAUUCAAUGCCUUUGUGAACAAAUCAGCUAGUUGCUCUCCUAUCUUCACUGUUGACACCCAAUUUUGUCUCUCCUUUAUUCCAAUUUAUUUCCUUGGGCUUUUAAAUUUAUUAACGAGCUAAAUACUUUGUUUUCAUUACUAUUUUUUAUUACUAUUAACAUCGUUACUUUCAUUACUUUAUUACAAAUUUUAAAUGGUUCGUCAUCGUUUCAUUUUCUACAUAUUAAUUACUAAUCACAUGAUGCAUAUUACCCAAGUUAUAUCACCUAGGAGUUAAUUAAUUAUCACAAUAUGCCAAAUAAAUGGUCCAGCCCACGUUUUCUUUUUAAUGUCAUCAGAUCAGCCCACAUAUUCUACCCGACCCGGCCCACUUCACUUAUUCAUCAUCAACACCUAAACGAACCCUAAACAAAAAGGAACAGCCGCAGCCCUCUUCUCUCGUCUCUCUCUACUCUCUCUCCCCUCCAUGUUUAGCAAAACCCAUUUCUCCUUUCAACCAUGGCAGAUUGCCACCCCAUUUUCGUGCAAUACCCUGCCGUCCCUCUACUCUCUCUUUCCUUUCCCUUUCCUCUCUCUCCCAUCUCUUUCUUUUUGAGCAAGGGUUCAGUUUUCUUUCAACCAUGGCAGACCUUGUCCACCCAUUUUCGUGCAAGAUAUGUAUCCUUAUGUGAAUGACGAUACCGGCAUAAAUCUCUGCUUUUUCAGCCAUGUCUGAGCCGAAUCACGUGACCACCUGAAACACUUUCAACGUUCAGAUUUGAACGCUCCAUUUGACUCAACUUUGAAUCGGUUUCAUUAUCCCGCCCAAAUCGAAACCCUAGACUUUAAUUUUACGCCUAUAAAAAUAUCACCUUACAUCUUCAAAAGGGGAGGGACUUUACCACAUUCAACAUUUUUCCCCCUUUUAGCUACUACUUUAAGUCUUAGAGUUGCAAGAUUCCAUUUUGUUUCGGGAGUUUUUUUUGACAGCCAGAGCCUCACUCUAAAAAAGAACAGCCAACAUAUUAUUUUCACGAUUUCGGUUAGUUACUUUAAUCGGGUUCGUUCGAGUUCGAGCAUAAAUCCGAGACCUCGACGUCCCAUUUCACUGCACACAAAACAGGUCAGAAAUCCUCCUUCUCACUCUGCUUUAAGUUCUGUUCUACGUAAAUUGAUGUAGUUGGAUUCGCCUAAUUUAGUAUGAUUCUGAUUCGACGUGAUGAUUAGCUAUUUUGUGAAGUGGUUUCAGUAGUCAUUUAAGUGUUUUGUACUGUUUAUGUAAACGUUUGUUCUCGCAUUUAUGUUCAGCAAUUCUUUAGUUCUUGUUUGUUGAGUGUGUUAGCUGUGUUUAUGAUCCAUGUUUGGUUCGGAUGUUUAGUUUACUGUUGCAAUUUAGCUCAGUCAUUAUAGUUGCUAUUUCAGAUUAAAUGUUAAAUUAGGUAUCUAUUCAGUCACCAAUAUGAAUAUAGUCUGGUUGUGACUCCAUUACUGCUUAGUUAUGUGGUCGGUAAAAUAAUUAGGCUCACGGGUUUAUUUACGACGUAGUCUUGGUCUAGUAGUCUUGGUCUAAUAUUAUUUAGCAAUACAUAUGAUUGGGUCUGUUUUCAUGUAUUCAUUUGUCUUGAAGUAUGAUUCAUGUUGCACAAUCCUGAACCUGUUCAUUUUAUUUGUGAUUUAGUAUGUGUUUGAUUAAGUCGUUCAGUCCCCUGUUCCAUUCAAUAUCUUUUUCUGUUCAUGCUCUACUAUUAGGCCCUAUCUGUUUUGAAGUUAAUAAACGAAUUCAUGCUAGUACCAGUUGAAAGGAUCGUAGCCUGUGUAUGUCCUGUAUUCACUCUUAUUUUAGAACAAAGCACUGUUGGUUUAACUCAGAAAAAAAUGAAAUACCAUUCCUGAUAAUCUUGUAAAGUGGCCAGUUGAGAAGCAUACAUUUUAGGUUUGUUAUUUUUCACUUCUUUCUGCAAAACAAGCUUGUCUGAGUGACUGAACUGAUUUGGCUAAGGGCUGAGUUAAUCAAGCUUAUGAGCCAUUUACCCACUCUUCAGAUGAUAUAAAGGUUCUUCGUUUUAUAUGAGUUUGAAAUUCUGUACAUUAGAGGCAUUUUUUCUUUUUUUUUUGAGAAAACGAAAUAGAAUGGUUCUGUGUCUGUUUUGACUUUGUUCCAAUGUGAAUUUCCAACAACUCUUCCCUUUUGUUAAGAAUAGAGAGAAUGUUUAAGUUUGAAGAUGAUUUCGGGUUCUGUUUUUGUUAACUUCUACCUAUGGGAUGAUCCAACUUGGCUUUGGUCUUAAGUGGUGUUUAGAAUUUUAGGCUGAAUUUGAUCCCUAUACUUUUGACAUGCUACGUCUAGUUAAUACUGGAUUUCCAGAUUUUUUAUGUUUAGAAUUAACAAGUCUUUGGUUUCUGAUUACUUCUGGAAGUUCUGGUUUUGUUAUGAGACGGUUGAACCAAGUUGUGACAUUUAAAACCAUGAAACAUUUUGUUUGCUAUUAUCCAUGAGAGCUCCAUACACUUCUUAAUACUAAUCCUUCCUAUUUAGGCUCACAUUGAGCAACUGUCUUUAUGCCUGCUGUUAACAUGCAUAUUUGGAAGUUUAACAUCAUAUAUGUUUUUUGCCUUAUUUAACAGUCCCGUACGACUCUAAUCCUCCUUAUUAUAUUUUUUUUUACAUGUGCACAUCGGAGAAAAAUGGAGUCCUAAUUCAGGACUCAUCACCUUUCGCAAUCGGUGUUGGGCCAAAGCCCAACGAAAUCUCUCUCGAGUCAGCCUCAUCAGCCCGACCCGCAGCAAUGUAUUAAAUCCGUUGGGCCGAAGCGCAACAGCAGCGGACAGCAGCAAUUCUGAAAUGGGCUGAGCCCAUUUAAAUCAUUUUACUCUAUUUUAUGUUUUUCUUUGUGUGCAUCUAAUUUGUACUUUACGACUAAUACUUUGUUUGUUAAUAUUAGAUGAAUUUUAGCGAAUGUUAGAGACCACACUUUGAACCCAAA